Molecule: messenger RNA, 3326 nt
Organism: Anopheles nili
Lineage: Eukaryota; Metazoa; Arthropoda; Insecta; Diptera; Culicidae
Gene: wit
Product: bone morphogenetic protein receptor type-2
Exons: 6
Coding region: 44-2890 (948 amino acids)
Biological process (GO): BMP signaling pathway; cellular response to growth factor stimulus; protein phosphorylation
Cellular component (GO): plasma membrane; signaling receptor complex
Molecular function (GO): ATP binding; transforming growth factor beta receptor activity
Source: RefSeq, a predicted model, not a curated record
CCACGAGCAUAAAUUGGGAAAUUGGGAAAAGAACGCGAAAGGAAUGAAGAUACUCACGAUCAUCCAGAAUUCAAAUCUCCUGUGCAUCUUGCUGCUAUUCGUGUUUCUACUUCCCACUAGUCAAGCUAAUCCCGUCAAGAGUCGCUGCCUGCAGUUUGGCACAACUUCUACAACUAAUACGCAACAGCAAAAUGGACAAGAGUUUAUCGAUGACUACGAUAGUUACGACGAUCAACCAGAACCGUCGGAUGAACCGACAUUCGAUAAAAAUGUUUCUGCAAUCGUCACAUGCUCCCGAAAUGCCCCAUUUUGCUACACACUCUGGACAUUUGAUGCAGUUAAAAAUACUUCCCGCGUCGUGGCUCAAGGAUGUUGGGGAUCGUCGGAUGAUCAGGAAUCAUGCAACAGCGCGGAGUGUGUCAGCACUACGGAAACACCGACUAAACACUUUUUCUGUUGCUGCAGCGGGGACAAUUGCAACGGAAAUUUCAGCUAUUUACCCCCGCCGACUACAGCCGAUGGUUUGAGUGUGCGGGAGGAGAACGAAAACAUAACACCAUUCGCUCCUUAUACCUCGAUCUGGAGUUCGCCAACGGUGUACAUUUGCUUUGUGCUGGUCUUUAUAAUGCUGAUGGGCAUAAUCGGCUUCCUGAGCUGCCGCCAGCUGCCGAAGAAGGGUGUCGCUGAGCUAGAACAUAUGGAACCGUCCGGACCAGGAUACAGCUCGAAUCUCUACAACGUCGAUAACUUGAAACUCGUGUCCAUGAUUGGGCAGGGCAAAUAUGGCACCGUUUGGAAGGGUAUCGUCAAUGAACAACCUGUUGCGGUGAAGAUAUUUGCAGCUCAGCAUAGACAAUACUUUCUAAACGAACGUGAUAUCUACACUGUUCCACUGAUGGAAUCUCCAUCAUUGUUGACAUACUUUGGGUCGGACGAACGACGCACCAUGGACGACCGUAUCGAGUAUUUGCUAGUGCUCUCGCUGGCCCCACUAGGCUGUCUGCAAGACUGGCUGACGGAUAAUCGUGUGCCGUUUGGUACAUUCUGUCGAAUGGGUAAAUCGAUUGCAAACGGGCUGGCGCACUUGCACACCGAGAUCCGCAAAGGCGACCAGGUGAAACCUUGCAUCUGCCACCGGGAUCUAAACUCACGCAACAUCUUAGUCAAAUCGGACCUUACUUGCUGCAUUGGUGAUUUGGGAUUUGCGUUAAAAACGUUUGGCGCUCGAUAUGAAUAUAGAGGCGAAAUUGCACUGGCGGAAACGAAAAGCAUCAAUGAGGUCGGCACUGUUCGCUACAUGGCACCAGAAGUUUUGGAGGGUGCCGUCAAUCUGCGUGACUGUGAAUCCGCUCUCAAGCAGAUUGACGUAUAUACGCUGGCACUAGUGCUGUGGGAACUCGCGACCCGAUGCGAGGAUUUCUAUCCGGAUGGUACGACUGUACCGGAGUACCGUGCACCAUAUGAGGAAUACGUCGGUUCCAAUCCUAGCUUCGAACAGAUGCAGGUGUUAGUAUCGCGCAAUAAAGCCCGACCCACGUUUCCGCCGCACUUUGGCGCCAGUCUAGUAACGCAGAUUGUACGCGACACGUGCGAGGAUUGCUGGGAUCACGACGCAGAAGCCCGUCUGACGGCCAUGUGCGUGCAGGAGAGAUUACAGGAGAUCGCACAGAUAAAUCCUCAAGCGAGAAGCGUUCCAAUAAAAACCUGCGGCCAUGAUGAUGGUGUUACGAUGGAAAAGAACCAGCUGUACCACCUGGACAGUGACGGUGCAGCGAUAGUGGCGAUGAUGAGCCAGCACCAGCGGUACAGCCCUGAUGGAACUAUCGCAUUUAUGACGCCACCGAAUCAACAAAUCAUUCCAGCGCUUCUGCCGAAUGACUACCGGGAAGAUACAACAGGGUCGUACAAAUACGGUAAGCUGUCGAAUGGCAACGUGUCAUCGACGAACAGCGGAGCACCUUCGUCCCAGUCCGACGAGGAUGAGCAGGUUAUUCGCAAAGGGCAUGCGCCACUGAUGCAAAAAGAAACACUUCCUGACGUGAAGUGUUCUGGCAAGGGUUUGAGCAGUAGCGUUAAGGUGAUGCUACAGAAAACAUUCCACAAACAACAUGGCCAUUUAUCCGGUGGUAAUUCUCCUUGCGUACGUCACGCAUACGAUUUGCAGCAAAACUGCGAUGAAGGGGACGAUCGUUCCAACCUAGUAGUGGUAGUUGAGUCAAACGGCCAUGUGCAGUUGUCGCAGAAUGAUAUUGUUAUGAACCAGCAUAACAAUCUGCAACAGUUAGCAAACCCGCAAUCGUUGUGUUCAGUGGAGCGGCCAACGAAUCUUGAUCUCGGCGUUGGCAAGUACGACAACAAUUUGUUGCUACAUGAGCAACGCUCCAGCUCUUGUCUCGCCUCCACCAUCAUCGACUCUGAAAACGAACGAGAAAAUGCCGGUCAGUACGCGAAAACCCUUGCAGAUUUCACUCGACAAUCGUUUACCAUUCUCGAUGAGGUUGAUGGUGGUUCAGAAACGAGCGCCACCGUUACUAACGCCGACACUCGCCAGAACCUGCGCAUAGUUAUUUCAAAAUCAGCCAACGCUAUGCAUCCACAUAAAGGACUGCACUCUCGGCACAGCCUGGUGGCUUCAUCCUCGCCGCCGUUCCUGGACGAUCGCUCUCUGAAGCGGCAGCGCUCGCUUGAAGUAUUUCAGGAAGUGUUUGGUCCAAAAGGCAGCAUUGAGCGCCUGCGAAACCCGAGUCAACGCGUAAAAACCCCUGGUGACGUUCCCCCGUCGGUUCGAAAGGUGCGUGCCUCGAAAACUUUAUCGCUCUACGACGAUCGCAUGAUGACGGCGACGCCAGUGGUCGCUGGUAAUGGAAGCAGGCUGGCCAACUCCGUAUAGCACGAGGAGGUGCUAUUGUUGGAGCUGUAAAGCAACACAUGAACGUGUAAUGCUAGGCUUCAACGGCUAACAAGUAAUAUAUAGCACGGACAAAGGUUCUUUGUCAAAAAAGAACGGAAAGUUAGACAUUCCCUUCCGAAAUAUUGUCAUAUUCGUAUUGUUCAGGAUAUCCAGAGGGAGUAUCUCCUUGUAAGAAAUGCUGGAAGAGACCUAGUAAUACUAGCCAUUACACAGUCAUGUGUUUCAUAAAAAUCUGUAGUAGUAAUUAGGGCACCAGAGUUAGUUUUUUAUUGUUUCUCUCCAAUAACCGGCACGUCAAUGUACAAUUAUUGAUUUGACGAUCAUUUACGCGCAGUCAUUAUGAUGUGGUUUUUUAAUUGAGUUUGCAUUGAAUUUAUACUACGAAUGAAUGAAUGACUUGAAUUUACGUGCAAAU